AUGGCAGCCUGCUUGAUUCUGCUGAGGACUGCUGGCUCUUUGCCUUUGAAGCGUUUCGUGAAUCACCCACGCGAAGUUGUGGCUGAUGCGCUGGAGGGAUACCUUUGGACGCACCCCAAUGUGCAGCUCCUGGAGGGAUACCCUGAGGUGAAAGUGCUGGUGUCGUCCUCCUGGUCCCGCGAGUGUGGCCGCGUUGCUGUGCUUUCUGGGGGAGGUUCCGGCCAUGAGCCCGCAGAUGCCGGGAUGAUCGGCGACGGGAUGCUCACUGCCGUGGUUUGUGGCGAAAUUUUUGCCUCGCCUUCCGCUUAUGCGGUGGCACGCGCGCUCGAGGCCAUCACGGGUAGCGCUGGCGCGAUCGUGGUCGUCAGAUCGAAUGCAGGAACGCGGCUGAAUUUCAGGUCAGCAGUACGGGAAGUCCAGAGUCGUCUCCAUUUGCGGGUCAAGGUGGUUUGCGUGUCCGACGACGUUGCCACCAGCAAGAGGUAUGGUUCCCAUGCCGACUUUGCGCCUGCAAGAGGCAUUGCAGGCUCUUUGCUGAUUUGCAAAAUAGCUGGUGCUGCAGCGGCAGCAGGCCUUUCGCUGGAUGAGGUGUAUGAGGAAACAGCAGCCGCUGCAGCAGCGGUCCGGACGCAGGGGGUCAGCUUCAACUCCUGCAGCAUUCCGGGAAUGCUUCCUGGAAGACCUAUACCUGCAGACGAGAUGGAGGUGGGCUUGGGCAUCCAUGGUGAACCCGGCCUUCGCGUGAAGGCUACAUCUAGCACAACCGCGAAGGAGAUUGUGGAGACCAUCAUGUCUCAGCUUGCAAUCCACGUCCCUCGAAAAGUGCCGCUGUGCGUCAUGCUCAACAAUCUUGGAUCUGUUCCGGAGAUCGAGAUGCAGCUUGUUGCGGGCCAGGUCAUGAACUCAGAGCUCGGCCGCCGGAUCAAGCUUCUGAUCGGUCCCGCACAUCUGAUGACAGCCCUAGACACGAAUGGCAUAUCCAUCAGCGUUCUGCCACUGGAGGAUCCGGACUGCAAUACUUGUGGAACAAGUCUUGCCCUGGACAGACGGCGAGAUGACCAAGUCGACCAAGCUGGGCAGUCCGCAGACGGAACUGGAAGAAGGCGCUCCAAAAGCGUCCACUUCCGUGAUGAGACUCCGGAAACAAAAGAUUCCUUCGUGCAGAUCUUUUUGCCUGAGCAGUGCGACUGUCCUGAUGCGCAAAGCCAGUGCAUCGACACCGGGGCUGCCGAGACCAGCGCAAAGGCAAGCGAAGUUCGUUUUCCGGAUAUUCCGGAAGAGGGGCAGGCUGAGGAGGAUGAGUCUCUGGACGAGGAUGCGGAGGCGUGUGACUGUGAGAACCCUGAGCCUUCACAGCGAGCCAAGCGGCUGCUGGCUCCGACAGACUGCACUGGCUGGAAGGCCGCGGUAAUCCCACGGAAUCCUCAGAUCGUCAAGCGACAUGAUCCCCGGCCAUUGCUUGCAGUGCGGGGGAGAUCUGCAUCGAGCCGCUUCGCAGACUCUGAGCACCCAGUGGUUCGCGCUAUGCUGACCCGUGCCUGUCAAGCAAUCCUGGACAGCGAGCGCGAGCUGAACGCCUUGGAUGCAGCAGCCGCGGACGGCGAUUUGGGUCGGAACAUGGCCAGAGCCGCACAGUUGAUCUUGGGUGCCUUGGCUGACGGCCACCUUCCCAUGGCUCGUCCAGCUUUGCUGUUCCUGCGGCUGGCAGACAUUAUGCGGGGCGUUGACGGAACGCUUUCAGCUUUGAUGUCGGUCUUUUUUGGCAGAGCCGGCCGCUUCUUGUCACACCGCCGUGCCAAGCAGCAAAAGAAAGCCAAAGCGCGCAGGAAUAGAAAGCGCUGCUUGAACCACAUGGGCUGGAAUGCAGCUGAUGUCUACGAUGCUUUCUGCGCUGCCGAGAGGGAGGUGGAAGAAGUUGGCGAGUGCUCAGAAGGAAAGCGCACCUUUCUGGACGCAUUGGUGCCAGCUCUACACGUAAUGGGCGAGGCAGUCAAGCGGCCGACUGAUGGUGCCGAAGGUGGGGAGCUCCUGCUUCCACUGGACGAAGAUGAUGAUGAAAGUGACUGGAAGAGCACGCCCUGCUAUGGUGGAUUCAUCAAUGACUGUGGCGAGAGCAUCUGUGAUGGCGGGGCAAUGGUUGUGGCAGUCCUUCUCACCGCCAUGGCAGGGCCGGCUCAGGGUUUGUUACAGGUAGUGGACGACGACAAGGUCAAGGACACCCUGAAGCUCGGAGAAACUGUUGGGCGUGGAUCGUUUGGAACGGUCUACGUCGCAACGAUGGCAUCGGGUGGUACGCAAGUAGCUGUCAAGAUCAGCAAGCGAUCGAAGGAGAGUGGGCCAAAGAGCUUCGGUGAUUUGGAUUUCUUGGAUCGGCGAAUCGUCAGUAACUGGCUGUUCAUGAACAAGCCGAACAUAACACGUGUUCAUCAGGUCAUGGUCAGUCCAACCUUUUUGUAUGUCAUCAUGGAAUACUUGGAUGGGCCGGACCUCUCUGAUUGGAUGCUAUCCGCGGAG
This is a messenger RNA of Symbiodinium pilosum, 2514 nucleotides long. The record is from the annotation of a GenBank genome assembly. Lineage: Eukaryota; Dinophyceae; Suessiales; Symbiodiniaceae.